This is a messenger RNA of Ceratitis capitata (Mediterranean fruit fly), 7943 nucleotides long. RefSeq names its product ectopic P granules protein 5 homolog (gene Epg5). The record is from RefSeq and is a predicted model, not a curated record. The coding region runs from base 124 to 7668 and encodes 2514 amino acids. Gene Ontology annotation, biological process: autophagosome maturation. Lineage: Eukaryota; Metazoa; Arthropoda; Insecta; Diptera; Tephritidae. The transcript has 29 exons. Gene Ontology annotation, cellular component: cytoplasm.
UUUUUUAUUCGGGGAUUUUUAGAUUGUGAUCCAAUUUCGUGCGUUUAUUUUUUCUUGAUUGCUGCGCAUUAAUAAAACAUAGUUAUAGUAUUAUCUUACAUAAAAUACCAAGAAAACGUCAAUAUGGCUACUUUAGAAAAGCCAAAAAGAACAAAGAAAACGAAAGUCAAAGAAAAACCGGAAGUCUCCAGAAAUAGUUUCCUUCAAGUGGAAAAUCAAGUAAAAGAAGAAGUGGAAAAUGCAACUACCAGUAGGCUAGAGCCUAUUGAGAAUAUGCAAUCAGUGGACUUUGCCCAGUUUAACACAACCAACUCGCGAGACAUUGUAAGUCAAGACUGUUUUAUUGCAUCUGAGUAUGUUGAGCCUACUCAAGAUAUCAAAAUAUCUGACCGAAAAUCGCCCAGUGAAAUAUCUCAACCUGAAGAGAUCUCACAGGUAACUGCAUGUCAAGAAGCCACAACAGUCGACGCACAGAACACAAAUGACCAUAACCAGGUUCCAUCAGCUCCACUUUCUGAUGUGUCGGAAUGUAUGCCAUCACAAGUUGUGCCAGUAGCUAUAACGCCAAUCCUUCAAUACCCUAAACUUUCGCCACUACAACUUGAAGAAACAAAAUCCAAUAUAGUAUACCGACCUUCAAAGUCGUCUUCUCCUAAGUAUUACUUCACCAACUCUCAAUUAUUACCCUUUACAACGGAGCAACAAAAACAACUGUAUCAUUGCGCUGACUUGGAACUCGUUAAGCAAUUUGAGCUAGACUUUCUUAUGAACUCGCUAUUGGAGGUAUAUGAAAGUGAUCCCCUGUAUGCCGCACUUCUUGAAUAUUACAACUUACAAAGCAAAAUCUCGGUCAAUAUGUAUGACGUGGAAAAAGCAAGGACAAUUCUUACAAACGAACAAAAGCAUAUAUGGACUGAGGUUCCGGUAACAAAAACUUUUUCAGGAACAUGCGGUGAUAGGGUUAUACUGAAAGAGACGGUGACAUACAACGUGGCUCAAGUAGACGGUAAAAAGUGGGAAAAUACGUCCGCGGCAUUAAACAACGUUUAUGAAUUAGUUUGUCAUACAUAUACCACAAACUUAAUAACAGCAAAGAUUACGAAAGUGAAGAUAGAUCAAAUGAUUAAUGAUGUGGUUUCCGCCGAAUGCCUGGUGACGAUUGCACAAAAAGAAAAAAUUACACUACAAAAAGUGUUCGAGCCUUCAGUAAUACCAUAUGUGGCGCAAUUGCGGCGUUCUAUAUCUAUUUUGUUUAAUUUUAUGCGCAAAUUGAGUCCAAAUAAGGAUUUUUCAAAUGAUUUAAAAACAUGGAUUCGAAAAUUGAUUUCUUUGCAUCUGCUUGUUGCUACUAAAGAGGAUCACUGGUUUCUUCUAUUCAACAUUUUACGCUGUCCGAGUGGCGUUGGCGAUUGGGCAACCGAAUUGUUACAAAUUCCUUGCGGCGCUGAGACACCUAGUACAAAUCCGCCAGGUUCUAGUAAGAAUGAGAUGCCAUUAGAUCUUAAUUCAUCGGAAAUGAGUAAUUGUAUAGCGACUUUACAAAUAUUGCUUUUACCUAUCAGCAAACGCAAUGAAUAUCUAAAAGAUUUUGAGAAAUCUCACAAGGAAAUUUCGGAUCCUGUACGCGAAGAACGUUGGAUACUUAUAGACUCAGAUGGUGAAGACAGUCAUAAUGCAAAUGGCGAAUGCGUUGGCUUGAAAGAGAGUGAUUUGAUAGCUUUACUCAAUCAAAUACCAUUUGAAAAAAUGUUUAUUUCUGCAUUAAAAAUUGAGAAAUUCCUGAACGACUAUGUGAUUUCACCCGAUCUUAUACUAGCUAAUGAUGUGCUUCGCGUGCUAAUAUUCUUCUCAAGAUUGAUAGAUAUUUUUGGUGAAGGAAUGCUAACAUACAACACGGAGCGUUACAAGCAGUUAGCAAAGCGUUUGGGACGGCUUAUACGGCAUACGUUACAAUACAGCACCGAUUAUUAUGAGAUUUUUAUGCAUAACACAAUUCCAAAGGAUGCAAAGACGUGCGAACGCAUAUCUGUGGAACUAAAUACAUUAUUGUUCAAGGCAUGCAACUACAUAUACCGGUCAAGAAACUUAGGCACAUGGCAAUACUUUUCUUCUCUGCCCUUCCACUCGCUUGAUAGAGAAAUUACAUGGCAAACAUUUUAUUAUUUAAAUGUCGGCUUUCCGGCCGAGUUGCCGCCAAACCAAACAGAUUACAGCGAGAUUAUAAACACACCAGAAUUCUGGAAACAUUUUGAAAUCGCCAAUGCAGAUUCAUCGGCUGAAGACUUAUAUUAUUUACUACAAGCUUUUUUCGAAAUAGCCAAUGAACGCGACAGAGCUAAAGAUUGGGAUUUAAUAAGAACUAUCUGUUUACACAUUUUUAAUGUCGGUUUUUUAAAUGUUAACACUCGCGAAUUUUGUUAUAAAACCUCACGGGAUAUGCUCGUUAAUUUAACGUUAUCUUAUGAAGAUCUCAUCACUUGCAUUUUAAUCCAACUUAAAGCUCGUUUUAAUGAAAUCGAAAAUGGCACGUAUCUAAUCAAAUCACUACCGUUGGAAAACUGGAAGCCCGGUAUGGACAGUUUUGAGAUACUUUCCAAUUGGUUGCUUCAUUUUGAUUACUCGUCACAAGAGAAUAUGCUUGCACGCGUUGUCAUAAGCCACUUAAAUUGGGGUUUCGACUAUGACGGACGCCUCUUUUUACCUCAUAAUAUACACAUUCGCAUGGCAUGUUUGAUAUCUGAAGCGCUUAAUAAACAUGCACCCGAAGUAAUUGGCUUAACGGGAAUUUCCGAAGGGAUGCGUCAAGUUUCAAGUCUCAUUGAUUUUUCACUAACCACAAAAGAACAAUUCUCAACCUGGUGUUGGACCAUGGUUUCCUUACUACGAUUGCAUCUUAUGGAUCAAGGUGCUGAGUCAAUAAAACGUACACUGCUUAACCCCACGGAGCCGUUAAUGUUUGUACCUGAAUUAGAGCAAAUCGAUACAAUUUAUCAGGGUGUCUCUGAGAACAGACCGCUCGCUGUGUAUGUUGCGAUUUUGGUUAGCCUUCAUGGCCAUACCAUACCGCUGAUUUGCCAAAGAGGUCUGGAACUAAUUAAGUUACUUUUAAACGAUUAUCGGCAUGCAGCGGUUAUCCGCUGUCUUGAAUUAAUCGUGCCGUUAUUUCUAGAGACCCCGGAAACAUUAGCUAGCUGUGAAAAUUUUCAUGCCAUAUUGAAUGCUCUACUAUCCGCUGAUCGCAGUUACCUGAAAAUGGCAAAAGACAUUAUUUACCCAAACUCAAUUGGACCAGUGCUACAGCUACUUGAUAACAUGAUCCACCGUCAAAUAACAAGUUAUACCGAAUAUGGCCUAACCACGCCACUCAGUUUAAUCAAUGUCUGGCUAAAUCUUCUUACUUCCCUGCCCAAUUGGCAGAAUACAAAUGUGGUUUACCUGCUGGACGUGAUUUUGCGAAUCGCCUACCAGUUCUCGGACGCGCGUUAUCAAGCUAUAGAGUUCUUCCAGAACUAUUUCAAAGGUUGUUUUGAGUGGAAGGGCACCAGCAAAAUGUCUACGCUAAAAACGCUUUUCGGCUCUGUGCAAUUGCGCGUUCCAACCGUUUCUCCGCUGCAGAGUUGGCUAGCACUGGUGCUAUUAGAGAUAGAAUUUAAGACACAAGAAUCCCAUUUUUGGUCGGAAUUCUUGCGAGAACUAGCUUUAACUAAUGGAAAAAGCGCUUUGGAGAUUGCACUGAAGAAAACCUUAACGGCGUUUAAAGAGACCAACACAUUUCCCGCCCAACAGCUUGUGGUUUACAAAUAUGGGAAUCUCGUCGCUAGCAUGGAUAUUAGUCAUCCACUUUUUCCCAUAGCAUGUCAGAAGUUUUUUGAACUUUUCUUGAGCAGAGUGCCUUUGCAGAGCGGCGAGUACAGUUUCGUUGGCACUUAUGGUGUUUCGGAUAAAUUGUAUGACUUUAAUGUGUCCUUGAUGAAGAAGAUUAGUUCCAACAUCAAGGCUGCAGAUGCUUUCUACACUAAUGAAGCUAAAAAGCGCGCAGCUGAGGAAAAUUUAAGCAUUUUCUAUAGUGAUUGUGCAAGAAUAAUGAAAUCUUAUGACUUAUGGCUGCAUGAGACCGUUAUAAACCAGCAUUCGAAGGAUGAUUGCAAUUUCCCCCCACAAUAUAAUAACGAAAAGUUGCGCGAAAUAUUAAAUGGCAAUACGUCACAUUGGACGGAAUUUCUAUAUUUACCCGAUAUACGGAAAGUACAGAAACAACAGGCCCAGCAGUGGGCGCAGAGUUGUUACCGUUCAAAAUCCAUUAAACAGCUUCGAACCCCAUUGCCACCCAAAACGCAUAUUGAGCCACACGAACGAAUUAAACAACAUUUAUCGUCGUAUGACAAGCGUUUAGAAGCACCAACUUUCACGAAACCUGUUGUCAGUAUACCUACUGAAAUUACAAAGUCCACAUUUUCGGAACUGAAGGAACAGCUUAAAACCUUGAACAGCAUGGCAACGAAAUUCCAUUACCACACCAGUGAAUUGAAUUCAUUAAACAGAAACUAUUUAGAAAAGGUCAUGAAACUACAAAAAAUGGUGGCAUACGAAGAGAUAAAACUUAAAAGUUGCAAUUCAUUGCUUUUCAAUCGACAAUGCAGCAAUCCAGCUCGUAUCAUCACAAAACUUGAAAAAAUACGCGUUGAUAGUGCAGUUGAAGCAAAGAUAAAUAAGAAUAUAGAACGCCGUGACAAGAUUAUAAAUGGCAUGCUUACACUGAAUGUGGAGGAAUUUGCACGUUGCGUAGAACCAUUAAGCUGCAUUAUGCGUAUUCUGAUUGCAUCUAAUGCGACGCAGCGUUCCACUGUUGCCACCAAUACAGGCAUACAUAUGUUCUAUACCAUUGUGGAAAACCUAACAGAUGUCACAAUGAAAUUUCAACCAACGAAUGACUUAUACAGUCAGCUACUAUGUGAUCUUAAUAUAUUUAUACACGAAAACCAGGAACAACAAGGUCUUAGUAUUUUGGAAUUAGUUCUAAAACGACCUGAUCUAAUAAAGCAGUUAUCUGGCGCCUUUGUACCUUUUCGUACACCACCGCAAAGCUUUUUAAAUAUGUACAAAUUCCUCGUUGAUUCAUACCUGAAACGCUGUGAUAAAAAGAUACUUUUUGUUUUGUUAUCAAAAUUUGACUUGGUAACUUGGCUUGAAACCUUCCAUCCGAAACUUAAUGAAAUAAAUCAAUUACUGCACCUAAUACUGCAAGGCUUAGAGUGUUGGUCUCAGCCCGAUUCCAACCUACUCCAAGACCAGUUUCGUCGUCAUUUAGUACAUGUCUUUGAUUAUGACUUUCCACAGCAUUACGGCGAAGUAUUACAGUUGGUUUUGGAUCGAAUUUCAGAACAAAAGUUAAUGCCUGUUGUACUACUAGAUGUAUUAAAUUCUUUGCUGGGCCGAUUCAAAUGCAAAAAUAUGUUAGGCAAUACAAAAAGCGAUGAAAUCAUAGAAAUAUCAAAAGAUUUCGCUAGUCGGCAAAAUCUUUUCAAUUUAAAAGGCGCUACAGAUACUGUAUUGCUAUUUGCGCGUCACUUCCAAAAGGAACGCUUACAUCAUGGGCUGCACGGCUUAUACCCCAAGCACAAAGAUUAUGUGAAUCCCCUUGCCAUGUGGUUUUCAUGCAUGGGUCAUGUUGUGGUUGUGACGGCGAUUUGUACAUUUCAAGAUAAGCUAGCGGAUCAAAUAAGCGAUACUGUUUUCGGCUCAAUUAUUGAGCUUUAUUCGCCCUGGUUGGUACCAUACACCCAAGACACUCUACAGCAAUCACCUGCAAAUUGGAUACGCCAAUUAACAGUCCAAGAUAAAAUAUUGCUGCCUUGGAGUGAGCAGCAUACGCCAAAGAGCAAAAUAAUGGUGAAAUGUUUAAUUGAUUCAAUCAACUUUUUGCUGGAAAAUUUGCCAGUUUCCUACGUAGCCAUCGCACAUAUGUUCAGCUGGUAUGUGCAUCACUUUGCCAUUCCGAAAAUUGAAUUCUAUGUUUACGGAAAUAUACACGAGGGUAUGGGUGCGUUGCCCUGGGAAAGAUUCAAACCCCAGCCUACUCAUAUAGAUUUGUUUUAUGACAAUUUACAGAAAUUUGUUCCCUCCGCACAUGCUAUGUUGGCACACAUAUUUAUUCGCAUCAAUUGGACGGCCUGGUUCGAGGAAACGUUUCCAAUAAUACCGCAUAAUAUGCAAUCAAAGCUUAUUUCGCGACUUUUUACGGUUUUUGUAAAGAUUUCUUUUGAACCGAAUAUACAUAUAAAUAUAAAUACUAGUAAGAUAUUAGAGGACGCUAUUCAGUAUCCCUGGUAUAUGGUAAGCUACGCGGAAUUGGAAAGUUUAUUCAAAUGGUUUGUCACAACCAUAGACUAUCCCAUCAUACUACAAAUGCCAACGGAAACUAACUACGCCGACAGAGCUGUUUUGGACCUAUUGCGACUAAGUUGUGCUAUGAUGCCGGAGAAAGCCGCUGCCUGGGAAUCUAUUAUGCAGCCCAUUCAUUACGCCACUGCGAAGCGUAUACUAUACACACGCAAUCACGUUGUUUUGCUAUGCCUCGCAGUUACGAAAAACCCCAAGUUAAUGAGCACCAAAGAAGGCAUGAACGCAUUCAAUGCAGCCUUUACCGAAUUGUUGAAUACAAUUGAUAAAUCUGUACGUGCAACGGGGGGCAUCAAAAAUGUCGAUGAACAGAAACGUGAAGCAUUAAAUCUUAUGGUGGAAAUAUUGAUGCCUAUGCAAACGCAAAGAGUUGAGACGUCAAAUCAACUUGUAGACACGCUCAUUCAAUGGCAAGCACAUUGUGAACCUGGCAAUUUCCUGCUCUGUACUACACUCAAUGCUAUUGGGCAUAUGAAAACAUUUGUUACUGGGAUCUAUCCACUAUUGGAAUCUACUAUUGCACAUUAUUUUCGCUCAUCCCCUGAAUCAGCUAGUUGGCACACACCCAACUGGAAAACCUUGAAAGAGAUACUACAAACUUCGUUUGAUAAAAUGGACUUGAUGCCUAUCUUGCGCGGUCCAUUUUUCUUAACUCUGCAUAUAUUCUUUGUUUACAAAAUGGAACAAAUUACAAAUAUCGGUGAUAAAAUCACUUUCCUGCAAGACGUUUGCCAGUUGGUGGAAGGAUGUAAAACAGACGCUUACACAGAACCUCGAUUGGCGCUAGUAUGGUGUGCGAUAAUCUCGCAUGGUUGUCAGAUUCUUUAUGAGACGCAAAAUGUAAAAAAAGUACUGACCAUGUUCACUUCUUACAUGUGUAUAACAUCUACCCAAUCCGAAGGGUGGGGUGACACGUUGUUGGGAGCAAUCGGUUUGAAGACCGGUGUUAUAACUAAUAAGCGGAAAGCACUCGCACGUAGUUUCGCCUGUGUCCUUUACUCCUUAUUUCCAAUUGCUAGACCCACUGGUCCAUAUCCGAACGACGAAUUUUCGCUCUCGCUACACGAACUAACGGUGUUAUUGGCAAAUAAAAAAUUUGCUGAUAUUAAGCAACAAAUAAUAACAGCUAUUGGCAUUAUUAAAGAUGAAAACACUCCUGCUUUACGAGAUGUACCACAAUUAGUUUUUCGGCUUAUCAGCUUGUUUUACAGCAACGCGUUUAUUACUACUGCUCCUGAGCUGUGGGAAUUCGAUUCCAAACUUACUUGAAUGAUACUUUUUUCAUUUUUUAAACAUUUUUCAUGGACUAAUUGGAACAGUUUAGUUACAUAUUUAUCCUUAUCUUAUGCUGACCCAUGUAUACAUAUAUAAUAUGAUACUUAUUUUUAUAGACUAUUUUUUCUAUGUAAUUGUAAGGAAAUACACAUACUAGGUGUAAUUAAAAGUCAUAAUAUAAAUUGUAACUUAAAAAAUAUCAGAAAUAAUCAUUCGCAACAGCGCCCAAUAUCAAUUGUAGAUGUGGGAGGGAAUAAUUAAAUUUAAAA